Messenger RNA from Spea bombifrons (plains spadefoot toad), 769 nucleotides. RefSeq names its product phosphatidylinositol glycan anchor biosynthesis class H (gene PIGH). The transcript has 4 exons. Gene Ontology annotation, biological process: GPI anchor biosynthetic process. Gene Ontology annotation, cellular component: glycosylphosphatidylinositol-N-acetylglucosaminyltransferase (GPI-GnT) complex. NCBI's taxonomy places the organism in Eukaryota, Metazoa, Chordata, Amphibia, Anura, Pelobatidae. The record is from RefSeq and is a predicted model, not a curated record. Bases 181 to 744 code for a protein of 187 amino acids.
ACCGGAAAUACCGGAUGAAAGCUGGCCAAAAAUAAAACACCCGACGGUGCCUCGCACGGCAGGAAGCCAUGAAAAACAAACAAGCUACCUUCUCGGGUUAUGUUAUAGUCGGCCCCAUCUCAUUAAGCGCUUUACAUAUUGUUUCGGACGCUCACGGUAUAAAAAAAAAAUCCACGAAAGAUGGACGAGGAGUUUUCCGAUAUACAGGGAAGGAAGCUCACGCUCCAGCAGCGAUCGUACAGCCGCACGUGUAGAGAAUUUAACAUCACCUGUCCUAAACUCUCACUACGAUCGCUAACCACCUCAACGUGCACGAUAUGGUUAAUAGCAUAUGCGAUCUUCGCGUACACGCAGAACAAUAUAGUCUUGUCUGCUGCCAUUUUGUGCACCUUUAUUGGUCUGCUUUUCUACCUUCAUUUUGUGAAGAUUGACCAGGAAUCAUUGCUGGUUAUUGGCUCUUUGGGGAUUCAGAUGACAUUAUCGUUUGCAUCAGGCAAAGAAAGCACAGAAUGUAUUGAAAUACACAGAGUGAAGGAUGUUGUCAUUAAUGAAGCCAUCUUUAUGCAAAAGGUGAUCUACUACUUGUGCAUUCUACUUAAAGAUCCUUCUGAUCCAAAUGGUAUUUCAAGUAUUGUACCAGUCUUUCAGAGCUCGAAGCCUAAGCUGGACUGUUUAGUUGAAAUUUAUAGGAGUUGUCAAGACAUCUUAUCUCAGAAGGAACCUGUGGAAAUUUUGAACAAAUAAUACAGAAAAUGCUUUUCACAUAAUU